ACGCACGCGCUCCGCUACCGCGAUUCAAAUAUCGAACUCAGUAACGGGAAGCGAAACUUUUUUUAAACUUUAAAUUUCGAAUCUCAGAUUUAAAAAGAGUGUGAUUUUUUUCUUUAUUUAAAAGUUGUGGUGGCUACGUACUUAACAGUUUAACGACACAUAUUAUUUUAAUUUGACUUAUUUGUUAAUAUAAAAAAACGUACUUAUUUGACAUACGUAAAAAUAAGCCAAGUGAUUAUAAAUAAAAUUUUAAUAUUAUUUAAAAAAGAAGGUACUUCUUACUUAAAAAAUAUUGACAAAAAUAUUUUAAAACUGGUGCAAUAAUUUUAAGAUUAAUUAUACGCACAUUUAAAAAAGUGAUAUAAAAACUGUGAUAAUAAAAUUUUGUGACCAAACUACAAAGUGGUUUAAAAAUUUUAAACUUUUAAAAAUAAAAUUAAAAUUGUCUUAAAAAUUGUGAAUGUGCCAGUAUCAAGUGGAACUUUCGUGAACCCUUAGUGAAAUCUAUCUUCACCCAGAGAAUGCAGGCCUGACCACAGUCUUUCCUAACUCCGUCAGCGCAGAGGCGCGCACGCACCAUGCUGGGUGUUCUGCCCGUGAAGUGGGUUGCCAGGCUCAAGCAUGGAGGAGUUGUCAACCAGUUCAUCAUGGCUACUAUGGUCACCAUCCCUGCUCUAAACUUCGGCAUGCUAAUGGGCUGGCAGUCCCCUAUGACUCCGAUCCUGCAAUCCAAGGAUGGGCCGGCACCGGAACCCAUCAGCGAUGAGACCAUAUCGUGGAUGGCAGCUAUAACCUUCAUGCCGCCGAUAUUCUGCGGCUUCAUGGUGGGAGACCUGGCUGAUCGGUGGGGGAGGAAGUUUACUACGCUGUUAACUGCGCUGAUGCUUGUGAUCAGCUGGACAAUAACCCUGUGCUCUCUGGCUCCGUGGGCACUGAUCACAUCGCGAGCUGUGGCGGGGCUGGCGUGCGCUGGAUGCUAUGUCGUCAUACCAUUGUACUUGAAGGAGAUAGCCUCCGACAACAUCCGCGGCGCCCUAGGUUCCCUCUUCAUCCUCUCCCAGAACCUGGGCUACCUGGUAGUCUACGUGGCUGGAGACCUGCUGUCCUUUGCAGCAGUCCUGUGGCUCUGCACUGCGGUACCGGCCAUCUUUCUCGUGGCCUUCAUUGCUAUGCCAGAGACGCCGGUGUUCUUGGUGAAGCAAGGGAAGAUUAAGGAGGCCCGUGCAGCUCUCGCUUGGCUUCGGAACACCACCACCGAUGACAAGGACUUGGAGGAAGCUAUUCAGCAGCUCGAGAGGGAAGAGGAACACGCCAGGAGUAUGAAGAAAGCCACCUGGAAGAGUAUAGUGAAAGACAAGACUACAUUCAAAGCGUUCCGGAUCUCCCUCAACGUGAUGCUCUCACAAGAAACCUGUGGCUACCUCGUAGUCCUCAUGUACGCUGGCUCCAUCUUCGAGCAGGCUUCGGAGUCUAUCAGCCUGAAGCUCAGUCCUAACAAGCAGACUAUUGUGGUGGGAGCCAUUCAGUUGCUUGGCAGUAUUGUAGCAAGUUGUAUUGUGGAGCAGACUGGGAGGAAGUGGCUUCUAGCAGGCACCUCUUUCGCCACCGGCCUCUCAAUGCUGGCACUUGGCGCGUGGUUCUAUAUCACCUCCAUGAACAUCUGGCUGCCGGGCUGGCUGCCAGUCCUCGCCAUGUGCCUGUGCAUCUUCGCUGAUGCUGCAGGGUAUCAGCCCGUGCCAUAUGUUAUUACUUCGGAGCUGUUCUCUUUCCAGCACCGAGGCAUGGUGACAUCAUUCGUCAGCUCAGUGGACGCUCUCAGCGACUUCCUCCAAACGAAAGCCUACGACCCCCUCCUCAAACUUCUAGGGAUCCACUGGGUCUUCAUCAUGUUUUCCAUGGUUUGCUUCCUGGGUACCUUCUACACCGUCAUGUGGGUGCCUGAAACCAAGGAUAAGACUGUGGAAGAAAUAUACGCUCUUCUAGAAGAUGGGAGAAAGAAGGAGAAGAGGAAAGGCAAAGAGGAUGUGGAGAAUGGAAAAGAGAUGAGUAGGUUAUAAGUUUUUUGGUAGGCUUGUCGAAUUGAAGGGCGUUUGAGUCCUAUGAUGAUGACGUUUAAUGUUUGUAACUCUACGUUUACAUGGAGACAUCACUUUUGCAGCCAGAUCGGAUUCUCGCAGCAUACGGUUUACUUAGUCGCAAUGUAAUAAAUAUGUGUAUUUUUAUAAGAGGUUGAGAUGAGUUUAUGAAGAUCUUACUGUAUCCUACAAAAAUCUGAUUUGGCUUAGUUUAUGUUAACGUACGUUUGAAUGUAACAGAGGUGACAAAAAAUGGUUGAGAAUCCGUAAAAAAAUAUCUCAGUGAUUUCCUUUAUUUUCUUGAAUGCGAAAUUGUGUGACUUUCAUUUUAAUCGACGAAGUUCCAUUUUCGCCGACAACAUAAGAAACUGGUUUUCUUAAGGUGAAAAUUACUUUAAAUUGAGCUUGAAAGUAAACAGUUUAUAAAACUGACGUUUAUGUUGUUAGCGAACUUGGGCCUUGAUUGUAAUCUUAUUAUAUGACGUAAGCUUGAAAUAUAAAAUAAUUAAGGACUGGCUGUAUUUACCACUCUACUAACAUAUGUAAAAAAAUUGAAUUGUUAAAUUAAACAGAAAAUUAAUUAAAAGU
Molecule: messenger RNA, 2663 nt
Organism: Helicoverpa zea (corn earworm)
Lineage: Eukaryota; Metazoa; Arthropoda; Insecta; Lepidoptera; Noctuidae
Product: facilitated trehalose transporter Tret1-like
Exons: 9
Coding region: 579-2057 (492 amino acids)
Biological process (GO): transmembrane transport
Cellular component (GO): membrane
Molecular function (GO): transmembrane transporter activity
Source: RefSeq, a predicted model, not a curated record